This is a messenger RNA of Trifolium pratense (red clover), 1765 nucleotides long. Its product is annotated as elongation factor Tu, mitochondrial-like. Gene Ontology annotation, cellular component: mitochondrion. Lineage: Eukaryota; Viridiplantae; Streptophyta; Magnoliopsida; Fabales; Fabaceae. The coding region runs from base 109 to 1485 and encodes 458 amino acids. Gene Ontology annotation, biological process: mitochondrial translational elongation. The record is from RefSeq and is a predicted model, not a curated record. The transcript has 12 exons. Gene Ontology annotation, molecular function: translation elongation factor activity; GTP binding; GTPase activity.
UAAAACCCUUUUUCUUAUUUCAUUCCUCAUCUCACUUUUUUCACAUUUCUUUCUUUCUCUGAACCUAAAACCCUCGCCACCAAAUUCACCUUCAAACCAAAUCAAUCAAUGGCUUCUACUCUUGUUCUCCGAAACUCUUCAUCUUCUACCUCCAAACGUCUUUCUCCUUUUCUCUUUUCUUCUCAAUUCCACACUUCCCUCACUCGUUCGCCGCAAUCUCAAUCACCUCUCACCAAUGAUACCACUACUCCUUCUUCUUCCUCCUCCUCCUCCUCCAAUCCAUGGUGGAGAUCCAUGGCUACUUUCACCAGAACAAAACCUCAUGUUAACGUUGGAACUAUUGGACACGUAGAUCACGGUAAAACUACACUCACCGCUGCAAUCACCAGAGUGCUUGCUGAUGAAGGGAAUGCUAAAGCUGUUGCUUUUGAUGAAAUUGAUAAGGCUCCUGAAGAGAAGAAGAGAGGAAUUACAAUUGCUACGGCUCAUGUUGAGUAUGAGACUGCAAAACGGCAUUAUGCACAUGUAGAUUGCCCUGGACAUGCCGAUUAUGUUAAAAAUAUGAUUACUGGAGCUGCCCAAAUGGAUGGCGGCAUCCUUGUUGUAUCUGCUCCUGAUGGACCAAUGCCUCAAACCAAGGAGCACAUUCUUCUAGCUCGCCAAGUUGGUGUACCAUCUCUUGUGUGCUUUUUAAAUAAAGUUGAUGCUGUUGAUGAUCCAGAGUUGUUAGAGCUUGUAGAAAUGGAGCUCCGUGAGCUUCUGAACUUCUACAAAUUCCCUGGGGAUGAUAUCCCUAUCAUUAGAGGUUCCGCAUUGUCUGCGUUACAAGGUACAAAUGAAGAGAUUGGAAGAAAGGCCAUUCUAAAAUUAAUGGAUGCUGUAGAUGAGUACAUUCCUGACCCUGUUCGCCAGCUUGACAAGCCUUUCUUGAUGCCCAUUGAAGAUGUAUUCUCAAUUCAGGGACGAGGAACAGUUGCUACUGGUCGUGUUGAACAAGGAAUCAUCAAAGUUGGUGAUGAAGUUGAGGUUUUGGGUCUGAUGCAGGGUGGUCCUCUGAAAACAACAGUUACUGGAGUCGAGAUGUUCAAGAAGAUUUUGGAUCAAGGACAAGCCGGUGAUAAUGUUGGUCUUCUUCUCCGUGGUCUAAAACGUGAAGACAUUCAACGUGGUCAGGUCAUUGCUAAGCCCGGUUCUGUAAAAACAUCCAAGAAAUUUGAGGCAGAGAUAUAUGUGCUCACAAAAGAUGAGGGUGGGCGACACACUGCUUUCUUCUCUAACUAUAGACCUCAGUUUUACUUGAGGACUGCUGAUAUUACUGGAAAAGUAGAGUUGCCUGAAAAUGUUAAAAUGGUUAUGCCUGGAGACAAUGUUACUGCCGUGUUUGAAUUGAUUUUACCUGUUCCACUUGACAAAGGGCAAAGAUUUGCAUUGAGAGAGGGCGGCAGAACAGUUGGUGCAGGUGUGGUGUCGAAAGUGAUGAACUGAAAAGUGCGUGAUUCAAAUAUUUAGCCUGACACAUUUGCAAAAAGGGUUGGAACCCCACAACCCAACUAUUUUAUUGAAAAUACAACCAUGUGAUUAUUAAUUUUCAGUUGUGGUUGGACAAACUGAGUAAAUCUUAGAGAAGCCCAUCUGUCAUGGUUAAUUUUUUUGUAGUUCAUAAAUUGUCAACAUGCUCUUGAUCACUCCUAAAAAUAUGCUCUUGAUAGCUGCAGACUGUUCCUGCUUUAUGAAUUUGUGAAUGAAUUUUCUCUUUAUACAUUGA